AUGUCUCUCUUCCAAACUGUGGAGACCCCCGUGGUCACAUAUGAGCAGCCUCUGGGUUUAUUUAUCAACAAUGAGUUUGUCAAGGGCGUGGAAGGAAAGACGUUUGAAACAAUCAACCCACACAACGAGAAGCCCAUCGUCGCUGUUCACGAAGGCACAGAAAAGGAUGUCGACAUUGCGGUCAAAGUUGCCCGCGACGCACUGAAUGGAGAGUGGAAAGAUGUCACACCAUCCGAGCGUGGUCGCCUCCUCACCCGUCUCGCGGAUUUCCUCGAACGUGAUAUCGAGACAUUGGCCGCCGUCGAAGCCCUUGAUAAUGGCAAAGGAGUGACAAUGGCCAAGGGAGAUGUCAACGCCUCCGCAGGAUGCCUGCGCUACUAUGGCGGAUGGGCAGACAAAAUCUACGGUCAAACUAUCGACACCGAUCCCAACAGCUUGACAUAUACACGCCACGAGCCCGUGGGUGUGUGUGGCCAAAUUAUUCCAUGGAACUUUCCGCUUCUGAUGUUUGCAUGGAAAAUCGGCCCUGCUCUCGCGACGGGAAACACCAUUGUUAUGAAAACAGCCGAGCAAACACCACUCUCGGCACUUUAUGUUGCAAAGCUCAUCAAAGAAGCGGGAUUCCCACCUGGGGUGGUCAAUGUCAUUUCCGGAUUUGGAAGAACCGCUGGCGCUGCGAUAGCCUCUCACAUGGACAUUGACAAAGUCGCAUUUACCGGGUCUACUCUCAUCGGGCGUCAAAUUAUGAAGGCAGCUGCUGACAGUAACUUGAAAAAAGUUACCCUCGAGCUGGGAGGCAAAUCACCGAACAUCAUUCUUCCCGAUGCAAACCUGGAAGAGGCAGUCGAGUGGGUCAACCUGGGCAUUUUCUUCAACCACGGACAAUGUUGCUGCGCAGGAUCUCGUAUUCUUGUCCAUGAAGAUAUUCAUGAUGAAUUCCUGAAGCUUUUCAAAGAACGAGCUGAGCAGAAUAAGGUCGGAGAUCCUUUCAGCUCCGAGACUUUCCAAGGGCCACAAGUGUCCCAGAUCCAAUACGACCGUAUUAUGAGUUACAUUCAAGAUGGAAAGAGUGCUGGUGCCAAAGUAAUCACCGGAGGUGAUCGACAUGGUACCGAAGGAUAUUAUAUUCAACCAACUAUCUUUGCGGAUGUUCAUGAGAACAUGACGAUCGUCAGAGAAGAAAUAUUUGGACCGGUUUGCACCGUGCAGAAAGUCCGCAGCGAAGAAGAAGCCAUCCAAGUGGCCAACAAGACGAAUUACGGGCUAGCUGCAGCUGUGCACACCACAAAUAUUAACACUGCGAUUCGCGUUUCAAAUGCCGUCAAAGCUGGGACUGUCUGGGUGAACAACUACAACACUCUCCACUACCAAAUGCCCUUUGGUGGAUUCAAAGAAUCGGGUUUAGGCCGCGAGCUGGGAUCCUAUGCCCUUGAGAACUACACGGAGGUGAAGACAGUCCGGGUGCAUCUUUCUAAAUGA
Messenger RNA from Penicillium brevicompactum, 1479 nucleotides. Its product is annotated as aldehyde dehydrogenase family protein. The transcript has 4 exons. Gene Ontology annotation, molecular function: aldehyde dehydrogenase (NAD+) activity. The record is from RefSeq and is a predicted model, not a curated record. NCBI's taxonomy places the organism in Eukaryota, Fungi, Ascomycota, Eurotiomycetes, Eurotiales, Aspergillaceae. Bases 1 to 1479 code for a protein of 492 amino acids.